UCUCCAUCAUAAAUUUUCACAAUCCCUAAACCAUCUAAUAACAAACUCACGCAAUGUACAUACAAAUUCACCAUCAAGUCCCUUCCAGUUAAUUCUUGCCUCUAAUUCACGUCCUUUAUCGUAAACCAUCAAUGGAAUUCUUCCAAAGGGCAAAAGUGGUGCGCCUGAGAAGUCACCAUGACAAAUAUUUGUUGGCAGAUGAAGAUCAAGAAGGUGUUUACCAAGAUCGUGUUGGAACCUACAAAAAUGCGAAAUGGACGGUGGAGAUUGUAGAGGGUGCAAACUUGAUACGAUUGAAGAGUUGUUAUGGGAAAUACUUAACACCCACCAACAUGCCAUUCUUGUUGGGUGCCACAGGAAAGAAAGUGUUGCAAACACUUCCCACAAAGUUGGAUUCGUCUUUGGAAUGGGAACCCAUAAGAGAAGGUGUGCAGGUUAGACUCAAGACCCGUUAUGGACAAUAUUUACGUGCCAAUAAAGGCCUACCGCCAUGGAGGAACUCAAUCACGCAUGAUAUCCCGCAUAGGUCAAGAACUUCAAAUUGGGUUCUCUGGGAUGUAGACCUUGUAGAGCUUCGACCACAACCUCCCAAAACAAUACAAGACCUCACACCUAUUGAAACGUCUAAUAAUAGUUGUUCCAAUAAUUCUACCUCGUUGGAUCGAUCUCUGUCUCCUUCUUCUGCAUACUCUCCAUCUCUCGAAGACGAUGACUCAUUAGCCAAAAUCGAUCUUCAGUCUUCCUUGCCAAAUGAGUGCAGAGAUUCAGAUGAAAUAGUGUCACCAGGGAAAGAAGGAAGGAUUAUAUUUUAUAACUUGGGUGAUGAAAAUGGGGAUGUUCCUACUGCAAACGAAGAAAAAUUCUUUACAUUCAAAGGAAGCAGUGUAGGGGAGUUAAAUGAGAAGUUAAAGGAAGAGACAGGGCUUGAUGAUAUUAUUGUCUGUUGCCGCAAUCCAUUGAAUGCAAAACUCUAUCCCCUUCGUUUACAAUUACCUCCCAACAAUACUGACAUGCAUGUUGUUGUGGUUCCUUCCUCAUUUCAACAUGAAUGAACAAAUGCAGAUGCUGACUCUCACAAAUUCACUUGGUAGAAAUGCAUCAUGAGGGAAAGUGUUUGGUUCGAAGGAUGUGAUCAACAUGCCCAUACUUCACUCGUGUUUAGAUGAUGAACUCAUGAAAGAAGAAAAUGAGAGGAAAGAAAUAGGGUGCAAAGAAGUGUAAGAGAAAAAAAAAAUACAUUGAUUUUUAGAUUGUUUGGAUUGAUUAAAAAAAUUGAGUUUCUUUUCUCUUGUUUUUACUGGAUUGUUUUGGAUCA
Messenger RNA from Lotus japonicus, 1315 nucleotides. RefSeq lists its product as uncharacterized. The transcript has 4 exons. The coding region runs from base 132 to 1052 and encodes 306 amino acids. The record is from RefSeq and is a predicted model, not a curated record. Lineage: Eukaryota; Viridiplantae; Streptophyta; Magnoliopsida; Fabales; Fabaceae.